CAAGAGGAAGAAGAGGGUAAUUCCCGUGGAUAUAUGCUUAUGUGCUGCUUUCAGUGCCCAAAGUUAACGUGUAGUUUCGGUCACAUGAUGCCAGCCAGAACAGACACCGUGCCAGCUCUGCAAGGUGUCGCCUCUUCUCAAGGAAACGAACUUUUACUUUUAAUUAAUUGAAAGCAUAAGGAGCUGACAGAGUUGUAAGGAUGCUUAAAUUAAAGCCAACAUUUGACCUGCAGAGGGAUGUGGUGUCUGACAUCUUCAGGAAAGAGGCGUCGGUCUGCAGGGUGGAAGAAUACUCUGGAGCAGUGGACACUAGUAUCCUAAACAUUGAGAGUGAUGGGGGCAUCCUUUACUCAUGGAAGGGAGCAACAGGGACCACCAGGAUUGGGAAAUAUGACUCCAACACCAAUCAGAACAAGCUCCUGUACACAUUUGACGAGCAGGUGUGUGUCAGCAGCUGCUCCCUGAACAAGGAGGAGACUCUGUUAGCUGUGAGUUUGGCACAAAACACCAGAGGAGAGGAGCGCCUCAAACCAAUAUCCAAGUGUCUAACACUCCUGAUUGAGAUCCAUCCCAUCAACAACACUAAAGUCCUCAAGGCAGUAGACUGCAGGGUCAAAGUGCAGUUCCUCAAUUCAGAAACUGACAGGAGAUCAGUGCUGGAGAGCCACCUGCUGCUGCUGACUGAGGACGGAUAUUUGGAUCUCUAUCACGUUCUGCUGACAAAACAGGAAGGUUAUAGAGUGGUGAUGGCAAAUCCUGAGCGUCUGUCCAAAAUGACAGAGAGAAUAGUGGAGGACUUCUGCUGGGCCCAGUGGGACGGACACACACAAAGAAUCUAUUAUGUCACUCAUAAUUUGACGCACACACAGGACAAGUACCUGAUGCGAUGUGUUCAGUUCUACCCCAACCAUAACUGUGAAACUGUGUUGGAACUCCCAUUAGAGUUGCCUGCUAAUUCUUUCCGCACAGUCAGAUUUGUAAAUUUGGGUUUCGACCAUUAUCACACGGAGAGACCAGAGCAGGAGCCCGUUAGGAUGAAAGUGUUCACAAACAAAAUAGGAAGCAUGUGUGUUUGCUACAGCCAACCUCUAAAAGACAAACAGGAACUGAUCUACAAGGUGGUUUUAGUCCAAAAAGACUGCAGCAAGACGUUCAGAGUAUCUCUGGGCAGCGAGCAGCCGCCACAGAAAGCCACACAGCUCCAUCCGCUCUUCAUCCCGAUAGGUUACCACAUCCUGGUGUAUCUGCAGGGCUAUUUCCUCCAUUGUAUCAACACCAGGCAGCAGGAGAUGCUCUGUCACUCCCUUUUUCUCUCAGGUCCUGACGUGGACUUGGAACUGCUGUGUCAGUCAGAUGACAUCACAGUGUUGCAUGCAGAGGAAGAGCCCAGUGGUAGUCUGCUGGACCUGGCCAGAGGGAAGAUCUACACUGCUGAGCUGAGCCCUGCCUUCCUGCUGAAGAUACUGCGGUCGGACACUCCCUCUAGGUGUCCCAGCAGUAAGGCUGACCCUCAGCGCCUGGCCGCCCUCCACUGCCUGCUGGUUUACAUGGGAAAUGACCCAAACCUGGAGCUGAAGAUCAUCGAAUGGCUGUGUGACAACAUGAACGCCUUCGAAUCCUUUGAUCAGAUCCAGGAGUUCAUUCUAGCCUCUUUGUACAGAAUAAGCUAUGAGAAGUCUCUCAGCCUGGACAAAGUCCUGCCUUACUCCUCUGUUCUCGACAAGAAGGAGUUACCAGCGUGUCUGUUGGAGGUCCCUGGUGUGUUGUGCACCACUGAGCUGCAUAUUGAACCUGUGUUCAAAGGCAAGGCCAGAAGUCUCCAGGGAUUCUGGACAGAGCUGCAGUGGAACACAGAGAGGACAAAAUAUCUGGAUUCUGUUCCCAACCCCAGAUACAGAACCUCACACAUACAAGCCGACUGGGAGAAACUGAAAUCCGAGAGGAGACCAUCCAGCCACUGCAAUCAGAUGGAGGCGAACACAAAGAAAGUUCUAUCAAUGGUGGACACCUGGUGUCUUGAUAAGAAGCUGGUGCCACUUUUCCAGGAGGAGGACCCUCAACAGAGGGCGCUCAUAGGCCUGACGGUUGACAAGCUCCGAGAGCAUCUCAACAUACACCUGCCUCGUAUGGGGAAGAAGAAGAUCGACUCGCUGGUCGUCAACUAUGUAGCCAAACUGCUGGAGCUCAUCAGACACCUGCUGGAGUCAGUCUGGCUGAAGUACAAACCGGGCCCUCGUGUUUUGUGCUUCAAGCAGCGGGGCAGUCCAGGCGAGUGGUCGGUGUUCAACUUCAUGUUUCGGAUCCUGGAAGCCACGAGGGGUCUCUGCCUGCCCCUCCCACCAGGCUAUCACACCCUGUUAGCAGUGUUUGCUGUGCGUUGCCUCCCUCAUCACACCUUCCUACAGUACAUUGACCACGGCUUCCUGCAGCUCACCGAGACCUUUGUGUCUCGGCUCAUGAAAGAUUUGGACAACAGCGACGCCAACGAGCGACUGAAGUUCAGCAUACUCAAGAGACUCCCUGAGCCUAUGGAGCAGAAGAUCUACCAUAUGUGGGACCAUCCUGUCAGCUCCGCUUCGAUCUCCAGAGAUUAUGCCAGGACUCUGCUGGAGAAACACAACAACAAGGGAUGUGCGUUCACCAGCAGAGACAAGCCGGGCUUCAGACCUGAGUUUCUGCCCCUUACCUACUUGGCAAAAAUCCUCUCUGAUAUAGAAGAACAAGCUCUGAACCCUUUCGAGGAGCAGGAGAACGUGGACGCCAGGUUCGUGGAGGAGACGGCUCUGAAACAGACACUAAUACUGCUGGGCUUUGAAGAAAAAUGAAGCGUGCGUUGGUGUGUGAGAGGGGCCCGGAGGAUAAAUAACGGGUGGAUGGGUGGAUGAUGGAGGGACGGAGCGCGAGAAGUGAAAGAUGGAUGGAGAGAUCGAAAGGCAGAGCGCUCAUAAACAAGCUCUCAGUGCUUGAUGAAGGAUUGGGACGGGACGGAGGGGUAGAUGGAUGGAGAUGCCCCGGAGAAGGAAAGAUGGAGGGGAGCAUGUGAGGCAGAUUGGAAGAAAUAGUCUCCACGUUUUUCCCUCAUAAACAUUGAGAUGUGCAAAGGGACAAUAUGUACAGUACCAAACAUUAAUGCACAAUAAGGAACAGUUAGAGCUUCAGUUGGGGGCUUAAUUCAAUUUGAGGGGAACUCGCUUUUUGAAUAUUUAUUGAAAAUCGAUGACUGCAGGCAGCUAUUUAUAUGAACUGUAGCAGCAACAGUUCUCUCCACAACUUCUCCAUUUUCCCCUCAUACAAUUUAUGAACAUUGAUGUCGAAUACUGCAAACAGUAUUUAUAAAUCAAACACUUGUUUCAUCCUCCUGAGCUCUCUGUAAUGCCGCUGCACCCCAUCAACUUGAUUACAUGCUGACAGAAGCUCUAUGGACAGAGUAGGUUGGUAUGGUCGGUCUGUGGCUGCUGUACAUUCAAUCUGAUAUUAACUCUGAGUUAUGCGCAAUCUUUGAUGCUGAAAGGGGGCUUAGUAUAACUCAGUGAGGCGACCCGGCAGAUUUAAAAUGACAGCCCCAAGCAGAUAUUUAGGUGUUGUAAACUGAAUGUACGCAUUAGAAUACCUUUCAUAGGAAAUAAACUGACUUACAAGACAACUGAGAGUGACUAAAUCAGGCACAUGUCUGAAAUAUGUAGAGGAUUCACUGUUUGAUGGCAAGAAACCUAUGCUUCUGAUUCUUUAUUUCUGAGUAAUACAGAUGUUUUUCUACAAAACCCUGAGCCAAAAGUUUCUAAUGUGAUACAUUGUCACUUAAAGAGUCUGUAACCAUCUAAAUGUUGAUAUAAAGGGAGACUAUUAAACCUUUCAAAGACGAAAAAACACAUUCUGGUUGAAUUCUACUGACAUGGUCUGGUAUGACCUUUAGCUUAUGAAGGAUGAGAAGUUUUCGAUACUCUGCUACAUUUGGUAAUAAAAAAAGAAUAGAUACCCAGCCCUACUACUGCUGGGUCAAUCCAUGAGAGGAAAACAGCAGACAUCAAUAUCUUUAUAGUUACUUUAUUUAUAUAGCACAUUGUAUAAUAAGUCUACAGAAUGCCUUUCAAAUGGAACAAAACAGUACAGGG
This is a messenger RNA of Anoplopoma fimbria (sablefish), 4112 nucleotides long. It is a transcript of the gene gsap, whose product is annotated as gamma-secretase activating protein. The record is from RefSeq and is a predicted model, not a curated record. The coding region runs from base 201 to 2825 and encodes 874 amino acids. NCBI's taxonomy places the organism in Eukaryota, Metazoa, Chordata, Actinopteri, Perciformes, Anoplopomatidae. Gene Ontology annotation, cellular component: trans-Golgi network. The transcript has 32 exons. Gene Ontology annotation, biological process: positive regulation of amyloid-beta formation.